Molecule: messenger RNA, 747 nt
Organism: Centruroides sculpturatus (bark scorpion)
Lineage: Eukaryota; Metazoa; Arthropoda; Arachnida; Scorpiones; Buthidae
Product: glutathione S-transferase 1-like
Exons: 5
Coding region: 78-746 (222 amino acids)
Biological process (GO): glutathione metabolic process
Molecular function (GO): glutathione transferase activity
Source: RefSeq, a predicted model, not a curated record
GCGAACUGUAUAAAACGAAGUGGCACAGUGUCAGGAGUGUCAAUUACAUUGUCUAUUUACUAGAAACAACAUUAAACAUGCCCAUCGAUUUGUAUCUUAUGGAGGCGAGUGCACCUUGCCGUGCAGUUUUGAUGACCGCCAAACAACUGGGUAUCGAUCUGAACAAGAAGCCCAUAGAUCUAACGAAACAGGAGCAACUUAAACCCGAAUUUAUAAAGAUGAACCCCCAACAUACCGUACCAACUCUUGACGAUAAUGGCUAUUACGUAUGGGAAAGCCGAGCCAUUCUGACAUAUUUGGCCAACAAAUAUGCUCCAGAUAAUAACAUAUAUCCAAAGGAUCCUCAGAAGAGAGGGGUCGUUGACAGAUUAUUGUACUUUGACUUGGGUGUCUUGUACAAAACUUUAGCGGAUUAUUCUAAACCAUUUCUGUUCAUGGGUAAGGAGAAAGAUCCAGAGAAGGAGAAAGCCUUUGAAAAUUCUUUGAAAUUCCUGGAUGGAUUUUUAGAGAAAUCGACUUAUGUAGCUGGCGAUCAUUUAACAUUAGCCGAUUUAUCGAUUUUGGCUACAAUAACUAUUACUGAGGUAUUCGAUUACGAUUUGAGUGCCCAUCCUCAUCUCCAUGCUUGGUACACCAAACUGAAAAGUCAGUUACCCUAUUUCAAAGAGGUUAACGAACCAGGUUUACGGCAAUUGAAAGAGUACAUCGAAAUGAGAAAGCAAGAACACAAAAAAAUAAAUUCUUAAA